This is a messenger RNA of Cheilinus undulatus (humphead wrasse), 2663 nucleotides long. Its product is annotated as choline transporter-like protein 1. Gene Ontology annotation, biological process: transmembrane transport. NCBI's taxonomy places the organism in Eukaryota, Metazoa, Chordata, Actinopteri, Labriformes, Labridae. Gene Ontology annotation, cellular component: membrane. The coding region runs from base 237 to 2195 and encodes 652 amino acids. Gene Ontology annotation, molecular function: transmembrane transporter activity. The record is from RefSeq and is a predicted model, not a curated record. The transcript is spliced from 16 exons.
CGCGUUUACCUGGAAUUCCUAAGGGAGUGUUACGUUUGGGUGUAUGCUACAGAGCCGAGCAAGGCAUUAACAAAGCGAUACAACUGUGUCCUUCUAUGAGUCUCUGGUUGAAGGAAAACAAAAAAGGGAAAGGGAAAUGAGCUGAAAUUCGGACAAAGUCAAACGGUAGUAGAAGAAAAGUCACGAAAACUUUUGUUUUCCUGAAGUUAGCUUAAGUUGCCGCGCAGUCGUUGACAAUGGGCUGUUGCAGCAGCACAGAGGGCAAGCGUGACUGGAAACCACUGGAGGACCGCAGCUGCACGGACAUCCCAUGGCUGAUUAUUUUCAGUUUGUUUGGCAUUGGGAUGCUGUGUAUAUGUGGCUUCUCCAUCGCCACAGGAGCUGCCUCUAGGCUUGUUUCAGGAUAUGACAGUUAUGGAAACACCUGUGGAAGGAAGAAUGUGCAGAUUGAGGGAGUUUCACUCAGUGGUCAGGACAUGACAGAAAACAAGUAUGUUUUCUUUUUAGAUCCUUGCAACCUUGACCUCAUUAACCGUAAGAUCAAGUCAAUCGCCCUGUGCGUCUCCAAAUGUCCAUCUACUGAGCUGAAGACCUACUAUGACUUAAAGCAGUUUGCCCUGAGUAAUGGAUCUCAUCUUUGCUCUUAUGACAUUACUCCUACAAGAUACCCAAACCAUCCAGAAAGAUUCACUAAAUGCCCUAAACUUCCUGUUCCACCAAGUAAACCAGUCCCAGUGUUUCACCGCUGUAUCCCUGUGGACGUUAGUUGCUAUGCCGAAUUCGCUCAGGCCUUCAUCACAUUUGUCGGUGACAACAGUGUAUUGCGGCGAGUCAUCGCAGGAGUGAUGGCCAGCAAAGAGAUCAUCAUGGGCCUUUGUGUGCUGGCUUUAGUUUUAUCCCUGAUCAUGAUGGUCGUCAUCCGUUACAUCUCCAGAGUUCUGGUGUGGAUCUUGACAAUUCUUGUAAUCAUUGGCUCUAUAGGUGGGACUGGCAUCCUCUGGUGGCUCUAUGUGGACCACCGGAAUGCUGCUAAAAACAACACUUUAUCAGUGUUUGGGAAAGAAGUGGCGUCAGACAAUGUGAAGGCUCUGCUGGUGUAUGCAAUUGGUGCUACAGUUUUCACAGUAGUCCUCCUGAUAGUGAUGUUUUUCAUGAGGAAGCGUGUGGCUCUCACCAUCUCCCUGUUCCAUGUGGCUGGUAAAGUGUUCAUCCACCUUCCUCUGCUGGCCCUGCAGCCUUUCUGGACCUUCCUCUGCCUUAUGCUCUUCUGGGUCUACUGGAUUGCCGUGCUCCUCUUCCUUGGGACAGCAGGAACACCAACAAAGAACAACUCGACUGGUGUGGUCGAGUACCAGAUUCAGGGGCCUCUUCAGUACAUGGUGUGGUAUCAUGCUGUGGGUCUCAUCUGGAUCAGCGAGUUUAUUCUUGCCUUCCAGCAGAUGACCAUCGCUGGAGCUGUGGUAACCUACUACUUCACAAGGAAUAAGUCCCAGAUGCCGAUGACUCCCAUCCUGUCCUCCAUGGCACGCACCAUCCGCUACCAUCUGGGGACUGUGGCCAAAGGCUCCUUCAUCAUCACGCUAGUUAAAAUCCCUCGCCUUAUCCUGACGUACAUCCAUAGCCAGCUCAAAGGAAAGGAGAACGCCUGUGCUCGUUGCAUGCUGAAAGCAUGUGUCUGUUGUUUGUGGUGUCUGGAAAAGUGUCUCGCAUACUUAAAUCAAAAUGCAUACACUGCUACAGCCAUCAACAGCACCAGUUUCUGCACCUCUGCCCGGGAGGCUUUCCUCAUCCUGGUAGAGAAUGCUCUCAGAGUGGCCGCCAUCAACACUGUGGGCGACUUUGUCCUCUUUUUGGGGAAGGUGCUCAUCGUUUCCUGCACAGCCUUUGCAGGCGUGCUGGCUUUGAACUACCAGAGGGACUACACUGUGUGGGUGCUACCUCUCCUCAUCGUUUGUCUGUUUGCCUACCUGGUGGCUCACUGCUUCCUGUCUGUCUUUGAGAACGUGGUCGACGUCCUUUUCCUUUGCUUUGCCGUGGAUACAAAGUAUAAUGACGGCAGCCCGGGACGCGAGUACUACAUGGACAAAGCUUUAAUGGAAUAUGUGGAGAACAGUAAGAAAGCGGGUCGUUCUAAGCCAGAAAAAGGAGAUGAACGGGAGAUGAAGUCUAUGGCACGUGGAGGGACCUUAGCUUGACCAAGCCUCAGAGAACUGAAAGCAUCUAAAAGCACACCAAAGUUUAUCUUAGAGUUUAUUGUGAUACCACUCAGUGCACAAACUGUAAGAUAACAGCAGACGCCAUCAUGAUGUACAUAUUUUUACAACAAAUGCAUCAAGCGGAAUUGUUCUUUUGUGUUGUUUUUGUUUUAUUUUUUGACUGCAAAGUUAACGUUAAUCCCUAGAAUCUGGUAAGACUUUUUAUGGUUUGUGUUUUUAGUGAAAUGGACUUGCUAGUUUUGUCUUUUUUUUUUCUUUAGAUAACUCAAAGUUUUUCUCUGUUAACACAUUUCAAAUGAUCCAAACAGUUAAACAUGCUCUACUGUAUUUGUCAAUAACUAGUAAGCUAGAGUCUGGUGUACAUUUUUGUCUUACAAAGCUGACUGUUUUUAACAGGCUGUUCAUGUUUUAUUACUUCUCAAAUUUUAUACUAAAAUCGUGAAAACA